Molecule: messenger RNA, 204 nt
Organism: Mesorhabditis spiculigera
Lineage: Eukaryota; Metazoa; Nematoda; Chromadorea; Rhabditida; Rhabditidae
Source: the annotation of a GenBank genome assembly
AUGGCCUUUGACCGCCUCGGCAAAGUGCUUUUCGUGCUCGAUGUGCUCAUCGUCGUCUACAUUUUCUGGGCUACUGUUCAGAAGUUGGGAGAAAGGCCUCCUUUCCAUCUUCCGGAUGUGCCGGACCUCCCGCCUAUCGGACCGGGACGCUACUGCCAGACGGAUGGGUGCAAAUUGUCGGCAAAAACUUUUGUAGGAAUCGAU